This is a messenger RNA of Diachasma alloeum, 738 nucleotides long. RefSeq names its product U3 small nucleolar ribonucleoprotein protein IMP3. Gene Ontology annotation, biological process: rRNA processing. Gene Ontology annotation, molecular function: structural constituent of ribosome; rRNA binding; snoRNA binding. Gene Ontology annotation, cellular component: Mpp10 complex; small ribosomal subunit; small-subunit processome. The record is from RefSeq and is a predicted model, not a curated record. NCBI's taxonomy places the organism in Eukaryota, Metazoa, Arthropoda, Insecta, Hymenoptera, Braconidae.
GGCCCUGCUCAUCUCCCCUAUAAUCUCUGGCAUGGACACUCCAACAUAACCUAAAUUUUUUUUUUUAAUUGUUUGGGCACGCGUCGUUAUUUUCAUCUUGAAAAAUGGUGCGGAAGUUGAAGUAUCAUGAACAGAAACUACUUAAAAAAGUGGAUUUUAUAUCCUGGGAAGCAGACAAUAACUUACAUGAGGUGAAAAUUAUGAAGAAAUAUAGGAUACAGAAGAGGGAGGAUUACACAAAAUAUAACAAACUAGCACGUGAAAUCCGUGAACUAGGUUUAAAAAUUAAAGAUGUGGACCCCGAGCAUCCAUUUCGGAUUGAGAACAGUGCAACGCUGCUGGAGAAAUUAUACAUGAUGGGAUUAAUAGCGACAAAAUGGGAUUUAUCACAGUGUCAGAAAAUCACAGCUAGCAGCUUUUGUAGGAGACGACUGCCGGUGGUCAUGGUCAGGAAUAAGAUGAGUCAAAGUAUAAAAAUGGCCACACAGUUAAUCGAGCAGGGACACGUACGUGUGGGCACUGAGAUUGUUAAAGACCCUGCGUUUCUGGUUACUCGCAAUUUAGAGGACUUUGUGACAUGGAUGGACUCGUCAGCAAUUCGAAAACACGUUUUGGAGUAUAACAAUAUUCGGGACGAUUUCGAUCUGUAAAUAUCUAUCGCCGAGUUUUUGCAUUUGGACAUGUCAUGAAAUUGAACAUAGAACUUUUCUCAUUAAACACAAGCUAUUAUAGAAUUUA